CUUGCUUAUCUGCAUAACUAAAUGCAGAUGGUUGCUUUUCGCUACCAAACAAAAGACAGACUCCUUAUAAAAUUGUUUCUAAUAUUUAGAAUCUAAGGAAAAUGUCAGCAUGUUUCAUCUGGAUUUGUGUUCCUACGUUGGCAGUCCUGCUGAUAUUUUACAGUUUGACAGAUGUUUCUAAACCCGACAUCGACAGUGUUAUCACAUCCUCAGUCAGUGAUGCCAACACACUAGGCGCCAGAGCAGUACCAACAUUACAGCUAGUAUUCAUUUUCAGCCGUCGUGGAAUUAGAGGCCCUGCAUUUACCUACCCGAGUAGCCCUUACCAUCCCCUGAAUACCAACUAUUGGCCUAAUGGUUGGGUUGAGCUCACCGCCAGAGGUCAUGUCCAAAUGUACAAACUGGGGAUGAAGUGCCGCUCCUUGUACAACGGCUUUCUGGACCUCAUAUACCGCAAGGACGACUUACAGGCCAACAGCACUCUGUUUGCACGGACUAUGAUGAGUGCGAGUCAGUUCCUGGCGGGGUUGUACCCUUCUCGUGACUACCAAUUGUGGAACAAAUAUUUACCCUGGCAACCCGUGCCGAUAUACCCUACUUACAAGGAUAACCAAAAGAUCGCGUACGCCAUGCUGACCAUGAAGUGUCCUAGAUUUCACGAAGCUUGGAACAAGUCUGUAGCAAAGUUUCUCCUCAAAUAUAAACAAAAUAUUACAGACUUGCUAGAAUACGCAAAACCUUUUUCAGGAAUUGAAUUUGAUGAGUCUUUUAAUGACACAGAGUCGUCCUGGAUGACAAUGUUUACGAUGUCGGAGUCUUCCUUUCCGGUAAUUGACGAAGGACUUCCACUGCCCAGAUGGAUGGACGAAGUCUAUCAGCGAAACUUGACAUUCUUGACCCGCCAAGCAAUGUGGGCGGCUUCUGUGGGCUCGGACACACAGAUUAGAUUAAUAGAGGGUGUAUAUUUUAAGGAAAUGAUGAGUCUAAUGAGAGCGAAGAUCGAGGGUACUCUACGCCCAGACAGGAGGAUGUUCUACUUCUCCGGGCACGAUUUCACCCUCCUGGGGUUACAAGGUGUCCUGGGAUUGGCCCACGAUCCAUCUUGCCUCCUCAAAUCCAGGCCGGGAUCUGCCUUAAUUUUCGAGCUCCACAAAAAUCUUCAAACUGAUAGGUUUUACGUUCAGGUAUUGUACGUAGACGGGUCAUCUCCAGACAAGACGCCAUUAGAACUCAACAUCCCCAGCUGUGACUCUCCCUGUGACUUUCAUCUGCUGUUAAACAUCACUGAGAAAUACACCAACAUCACAGACUGGAAGAAGGAGUGCCAAAUUAUAGACGACUAGGGAAUUGUUUCUAUUUUUUUUUUGUCUAAAUGAGAAACUAACUCUUGUUACAAUUAAUUUUAUAAUACAAAAAACUAAUGAAAUAAAAUUUAAUUCCAAAA
Homalodisca vitripennis (glassy-winged sharpshooter) is the source of this 1444-nucleotide messenger RNA. Its product is annotated as prostatic acid phosphatase-like. Bases 102 to 1343 code for a protein of 413 amino acids. Gene Ontology annotation, biological process: dephosphorylation. The record is from RefSeq and is a predicted model, not a curated record. Lineage: Eukaryota; Metazoa; Arthropoda; Insecta; Hemiptera; Cicadellidae. Gene Ontology annotation, molecular function: phosphatase activity. The transcript has 7 exons.